AUGGUACGGUCAGUGGGCACUAUGGCGCUGGUCGGGCUAGCUAGAUGUUGUCGGUCUUUCGGACGGGAUCCCUCCAAAGUGGCCUUCUGUGGUGUUUGGAAGCCGGCUUGGAUUGAAGGUUGCGCAGGAGCUAAGAGGCAUCUGUUGUCAGAAGAUGUCAUCAAACUCCAAGGCUUCCAGCAGAGAAAGCUGGCUGUGGCUCAUCUCGUCACUGGGUCAAAAGGAAAUUACAUCGAGCUAUUUACCAAGAGGCUACAAAGAAAUGAGCUGAUUCCGAGGGAAGAGCUGAAACUGCUCCUUCACUUGUGCCAGACCGCCGAUGACGUGCUGAUAGCGAGGGAUGCCAUUUAUAGGUAUCACACGGACAACAGGAACUUGAUGUUUGGAGAGUUCAAGUUUGGUCCCCUCUUUGUGAGACUGUGCUACGAGCUGGGCCUGGAGAGCUUGGCUGCCGCUACACUUACAGAUGAGAAAAUGGGAGGAUUUUUCGAUGACGCAACUUCCUUUAACAUCACCAUAGACAUGUUAUUCAUUAAAGGCUCUUUUGAAAAAGCCUUGGAGCUACUUAGAACCAUGAGGGCCCAAGGUAUACCAUUCAACAAGGACACACUGACACUGGCAGCUGGCACCUGCUAUAAACUGAACACGGCCGACUCGUACAGGAUCUGCACUGCUCUGAUAGAGGAGGGUCAGACCAAAGGGAACGCCGUCCCCAGACACGCUCACUGCUUUGCUGUAGCAUUGGCACUUAGACAAAAUGACAUAGAAAAGGCCCAGUCGUUGUUUUCACAAAUAAUGAUUACUGACAGCAGAUUGUGCCAAAAUCUGAAGGUCACAAUACUAACGAUGUCAGGAGCCGUGACGGAUGCUGUUUCUCUGCUGUCGGCCGCCUUGUUGCCUAAAAGCCCUGCUUUUGUGAAGAAGCUCGACUUUUCUCAGGAGGUGGUGGACUUGCUGCGCUUGAGGAGUGAGGGCGGCCCACACGCGAUGGAAGUGGACCAGAUAAUUACCAAUCUUGAGCGAGCCCAUCAGGUGACCCAGCAGACCCUUGACGGCAUGCUCUGCCACACACCCACAGGGAAGAGGAAACCAGAGCUGAAUAUGACGGACAGAAAGACCAGACGAAGGAAUCUGAAGUCACUUCAAUCCACUCUGCUGUCGGAGUGAUGGAAGCCUGCUUUCACUGAAGGCUGGAUGCAAUCAGCCAAAACCACUGACUUGUUUGAGUAUUAAUGCACCUACCUCUCCUUAAACACAGAUGCAGACUGGAUUUCGGUCUGUUUUGUUUUUUGUUGCCAUUCUUAUCCAAAUUUUGAUGAGUGAUCAAGUCCCGACAGGCACUUUAACAGAAAGAUUCUGUGAGAAACCAUUCAAGUGGACAUGGAUUUCCUUGCAAAAAAAACUCAUACGGCUAUUGAGUGAUUUUGGAAGAAUGUGUUGUAUUUAAAAGUGUGAAUGAGUGAUUAAAGAUGAAUUGGACAUUCAAUGGUAAAAAUAAAGUCUUGUUUUAAUAUAAAAGGGUGAUGGUGAAAUACGUUUUUUAGUUAAAUAGCUUUACAAUGUUUCCAGUAUGUCUUUGAACAAAAGUGAGGUCAAAUCUGACUGGAUGCAAUCACUUCUGUUCAAAUUGAUCAUAAGGAGAUCAUUUGCCACAGCACUCUCAAUUUAAAAUCAAGACUGUUAGAAUUCACAAUGGAUCUCAAGUGUAAAUGAGGCCUCAGCAGUUUGCAUUGGACAAAUUAUGUGAGAUCAAAAUGUUUUGUUGCUGUCAUUGCACUGCAGAUGCUUGCAGCAAGCAAAACCUGUUUCGACCUGUUUUUUAAACGUCGUUGGUUAUUUAUUUGGGAAGACGGCGAUUAUUUUGACCCAACUUUAAUUUAAAACGAAUAAGGCACAAAAAGGUGACC
This is a messenger RNA of Pungitius pungitius (ninespine stickleback), 1907 nucleotides long. RefSeq names its product pentatricopeptide repeat domain 2 (gene ptcd2). Gene Ontology annotation, molecular function: protein binding; RNA binding. Gene Ontology annotation, biological process: multicellular organism development; mitochondrion organization; regulation of mRNA processing. The record is from RefSeq and is a predicted model, not a curated record. Bases 1 to 1167 code for a protein of 388 amino acids. Gene Ontology annotation, cellular component: mitochondrion. The transcript is spliced from 10 exons. Lineage: Eukaryota; Metazoa; Chordata; Actinopteri; Perciformes; Gasterosteidae.